Messenger RNA from Branchiostoma belcheri (Belcher's lancelet), 4022 nucleotides. RefSeq names its product phospholipase DDHD2-like. The record is from RefSeq and is a predicted model, not a curated record. Gene Ontology annotation, cellular component: COPII-coated ER to Golgi transport vesicle. Gene Ontology annotation, molecular function: metal ion binding; protein binding. NCBI's taxonomy places the organism in Eukaryota, Metazoa, Chordata, Leptocardii, Amphioxiformes, Branchiostomatidae.
UGAUCAUUUCCGCUUCCUGUUUCCGGCUCGACGUGUGCAAGACAAGAUGGCGGACAAGAAUAACCUUCCGCAAGCUUCGCUACUUUUCUCGGGUUCGGACAACUUCAGCUUCCCUCAGCUGAACACCUCGGCCACCCUGGUGCCCGUGGUGGGACAGGAGGCCUCCAUGAUCCCGUCAGAAGAAGAGGGGGAGGCGGACAGUUUCCUGGGUCAGAACAACCCCCCGACAUCCCAGCCCGCCCCCUUCACGUUCUUCCAGCAGCAGUCCAACGGGCCAGACCCCUUCUCUCAGAUCGGCAGCGACGCCCCCGACCCGUUCGCGCAGAUCUCCGACCAACGCCAGCCGCCGCUGAUACAGGAGCAACAGCCCGAACUCUUCGCUCCCUCCUCCCAACCCUCCCAGCCUACCCCUCCACCCCCCGCUUCUCAACCCUACUCCCCCCAGCAGUACUACCAAACCCCUCCCCCUUCUCACACCCCCCAGUCCCAGAGCUUCUCCAGCCCCCCCACAGUCCUUCCCCACCCCUCCCCCCCUCCUUUUUCCACCCCGUCCAUGACCUCAGCCCCUCCCCAGGACAACGUGGUCAGACCGACUCCCCACUCCCCACAGUACGCAGAGGGCCUUCCCCCAGGGGUGCCCCCGCCCCCUACAGAUUCACAGCUGCAGUCCCAGUGGCAACAGCAAGGGGGCUCUCUGUCAGCCAGCUCCACUGGUUCCAGUCUGGUAGGCACGCCCGGUUACGAGCCGGUCCAGCCACACUGGUUCUUCUGUAAGAUAGUGGAGGGACGGGAGGUCUGGCUGCCGUUCUCUUUGCUGGACUCACUCCGAUUGGAAGAAGCCUUCUCAACAGUACAGCAAGAUCCGGAGAACUACAUCAUCCCUACAAAUGGCGGUCGUUACGACGUCCAUCUCAACGAGCGUCUGCGGUACUCCGUGUUCUGGGAGGAGGAACCGUCCAUCGUGCGACGGUGCACGUGGUUCUACAAGGGUGACGGUGACAACAAGUUCGUGCCUUAUCCUGAGGACUUUUCAGAGAGGCUGGAGUCGGAGUACUUCAACGCUGUGACGAACAACGCCUGGCACCGUCGCCUUGAGUUCCCGGGCGGCGAGACCAUCGUAAUGCACAACCCCAACGUGAUCGUACACUUCCGACAGACAGCGCAGCCCGAUGAGUGGGGAACCACACCCGACGGUCAGAUGAGGCCGCGCGUCGUCAAGAGGGGGGUGGACGAUGUGGUGGAGAUAGAGGAUGGUGAGGUUGGACCUGCAGACCACCUGGUGUUUGUUGUCCACGGUAUCGGCCCUGUGUGUGACCUGAGGUUCCGCAGUCCUGUGGAAUGUGUUGAUGAUUUCCGAGCGGUGUCCCAGAUGUUGAUCCACACCCAUUUCAAACACGGUGUGGAUGAGGGGAAGGUGCAUCGAGUGGAGUUCCUCCCUGUCCACUGGCACAAGGCACUGCACGGAGAUGCCACAGGGGUAGACAGACAACUGAAGAAGAUCACUCUGCCCAGCAUCGGAAGGCUGAGACAUUUUACUAACGACACAUUACUGGACAUCCUCUUCUAUACCAGCCCAUCCUACUGCCAGACCAUUGCAGAAACGGUUGCGUCAGAGAUGGACAGACUGCUGGACCUGUUUCUCGCCAGGAACCCACGCUUUGUUGGAGGGGUGUCUGUCGUGGGGCACAGCCUGGGUUCUUUGAUAGUAUUUGACCUGCUGGCCCAUCAGGGCAUGAGUGCGGGGACUCCCCCCACGGAGCAGCAGGCAGGCCCCCCACCGGAGCCUGAACACCAGGAGGAGACCCCAGCUGAACAGCAGGAGGAGACUGCGGAGGAGCAGGAGGAGGCGGAGCUGAGUCUGGAGGACCUGUUCAACAAGCUGGGGCUGAAUGAGUACAAGGAAACAUUCCAACAGGAGAAGAUCGACAUGGAGUCACUGGUCCUGUGCAGUGAAGCUGACCUGAAGGAGAUGGGAGUUCCCAUGGGGCCACGAAAAAAGCUGUUCGGCUUCCUGAAAGAACAACAGACUGCACAGGAGAGAAAGAAGAGCGAAGCGGAAGACAGGAAGAGAAGAGAGGCUGAGAGGGUUGCACAGGAGGCAGCGAGAAAGGCUGCUGAAGAAGAGAGGCAGAGACAACAGCAGCAGCAGGCAGCAGUAGGGAACGGGAACGUCACAUCUGUACAUGUGGACUACGAUACAGGCCACUCUGGUGUCGGCAUGCCACAUGUGAGGUAUCCCCAGCUGAAGUUUAACCUGACCAACUUCUUUGCCCUGGGUUCCCCCAUCGGGAUGUUCCUGGUCACCCGUGGGAUUGAGGAGAUCGGGGAGAACUUCACCCUACCCACCUGCCCAAACUUCUACAACAUAUUCCAUCCUUUUGAUCCUGUGGCGUACAGGAUUGAGCCCAUAGUGAACCCAACAGUCGACGUGAAGCCUGUCCUCAUUCCACAUCACAAGGGCAGGAAACGGCUCCAUCUGGAGCUUAAGGAAAGUUUGGCCAGGAUGGGUACGGAUCUGAAGAGAGCGAUCAUCGGUGCAGCUAAGAAGGGCUGGACGUCCAUCCACGACUUUGCCCGCGCACACUCGGCAAACGAGGACGUCCAGGCUGACCUGGACAGCAUGGCGGACAACAUUGUACAGGAGAUCAAGGAAGAGGAGGAGAGGAUGCAAGUCUCAGAUGCUGUAGAGAAUCCACCUCCAGAGGAUGUACAAAUUGGAAAACUGAACCGAGGCAAUCGCAUCGACUAUGUGCUGCAAGAGAAGCCCAUCGAGAGCUUCAAUGAGUAUCUCUUUGCUCUGGGCAGCCAUGUUUGUUACUGGGAGUCUGAGGACACCGUCCUGCUGCUGAUGAAGGAGAUCUACUCCACCAGCGGUGUCCUUCCCAUGAUUCCCGGGUCACAUGAUCGGUAGUCGCUAACCCUGUGUUGUAACAGUACGUCAGCGAUGCCGUGUGAGGGAAGGGGACCCUUGUAGAUAUUUUGUUAACUACAUGUAUUUUAGAAAAGGAUAUUACAAAUAAAGUCAAUUUUGGUCAGGGCAUUCGAAAUCUAAUGAUAUUUACCCUGCACCAAUUCAAUUGUAAAAUGAGAAAUCUGCAUGUAUAUCAAGGACAGCAGCCUUAUAAAGUUCAAAUGACAGUGGGUAGCAAAUGCAGCAAUGACAACAAUAUGGUUUGUAGUGUUCUACUAUAUAGUAACAGAAUAUACCAACAGAAUAAGUGAGCCUUGCCUUGUGUCACUUUUACAGAUCAAUGAGCUGUUUUAGUGAAGCUGCAUGUACUCACUCACUACUUCUAAUCAAAUGUGUUUAAUGUCUGGUUGGCUGUUGACAUGGAUUUUGAGUAUGAGGGUACUACUAACUUUGUAAAUGUAAGCUUUACUUUGCUAUAAAGGUUAUUGGUAUAUGUGGCAAUAUUAGUAUGGAGCUUGAAGAAGGCUGCACAUGUAGGUAUAGCCAAGAGUCAUGGAGUCUUUUUUCUGUGUUUGAAGCAAGUGUAAUUCUGUCAGUUUCCUGUAAUUUCAACCGUCAACAAUUUGAACCAUCAAAUCAUCAGCACACAGGAUUUUGUAGAGCUAUAGUUGUCAUAGAAUGUAAGGUAUUGUUUCAGUAAACUUGAGUAGAUGUCUUGCUUCAUGUGUCCAUUGAUGUUUGUCUGUUCCAAAUUAAAAUAUUUUUGGGACCCAUAAAAUGUAUUUUAGAUUUGAUUGUUGUCAAUCAGAUGAAUGUUAUGAUUUACAUGUUUAUCAGAAACCUAACUUUGUCAGAAAAUACAGGAAUUUUUGCCCUUCUUAGCUGCACAAAUUUCCAUUCACGCUUUGAGGAAACAGAAGUCAUGUUUUGGAAGACAACACUUUCAAUGACUGGUGUAACAGUAAUAUUGUAAAAAUGUGUACAUUUCAUAGGAGUAUAUUAGACAAGUAUAUACCACUCGGUCCUGUGUGCCAAGUCAAUAUACAGCCAUUAUAAAUGUAAGCAAGUGGUUAUCUAACUGAUUUGGUGUAUUGAUAUGUUGAAAUCAUGA